Molecule: messenger RNA, 888 nt
Organism: Naegleria fowleri
Lineage: Eukaryota; Heterolobosea; Eutetramitea; Acrasida; Naegleriidae
Exons: 1
Coding region: 1-888 (295 amino acids)
Biological process (GO): mRNA transport
Cellular component (GO): nucleus
Molecular function (GO): protein binding
Source: RefSeq, a predicted model, not a curated record
AUGAUCAGUCAAAACAACUUUUCGUUCAAACCAAAUGCAGAUCCCACAGAAACUCUUGCUACUCAAAUGCUGAAUUAUUGUGUUCAAAACGGGGAAGAUGUCACCUUUCAAUUGUGCUUGGAUUACCUGAAAUAUUUUAGGAAUAAUGUGGAAACGUCACUCUUGUUUAUGAUCAAGUACCCAAAAGAGAUGCAUGAAAAAACAGGGAUGAACAUUCAUUUGGCCCGACAAGUACUUCAAUAUUCUGAAUUUAAUCUGUUAUUGUGUCAAUCUCGAGUAGAUUUAAUGAUGAAAUUAAUGCAUGACACAGGCCUUAAUUUUGAAUUUUCGUUCCAAUGUCUUGUCGAAUUUAAUUGGGAUUAUCCAAACGCGCUAUUACGAGUGAAUAACAUGAAAAACAAUGGUGAAAUUCCAGAGAGAGCUUUUUUGCGACCGCUCAAUGCGGCUUCAUCACAUGCUGUUGCGCUUAGUGUUAAACAAGAAGUGAUUCCUAACUCUCAACAAUUUGGAGCUUCAUCUAUUCUCUACCCUACGUGGGGCUCAACAAAUGUGACAACAGAAACAGUGAGCUCUUCAGUUAUCAAACAGGAGACUAUUAUAAUCCAAAAACGUAUCGAAACAAAGCAAGAGUUGUCAAGUACCAUCUCAAAGCAGGAGCCAAAGAGUCCCUUGAGCGAAAAAUCGGAACGUAUUUGUGAACAUCCUGGCUGCGUCAACCCAAUUGCAAAAUACAGAAAGAAAUACUGUGAAAUACACGCCGCACGACCUUUGAAAAUGAAGUCCAUGAAAGUAGAUUUUGUCAAGUGUGUCUUUGAAGGUUGUACCAAGCCAGUAGAAAAGGGAAGAAAGAAGUAUUGCAAGGAACACGGAUAUUCAAAAAAUAAAUAA